Molecule: messenger RNA, 5638 nt
Organism: Aspergillus welwitschiae
Lineage: Eukaryota; Fungi; Ascomycota; Eurotiomycetes; Eurotiales; Aspergillaceae
Product: putative NF-X1 finger and helicase domain protein
Exons: 10
Coding region: 1-5478 (1825 amino acids)
Biological process (GO): regulatory ncRNA-mediated heterochromatin formation
Cellular component (GO): nucleus; nuclear RNA-directed RNA polymerase complex
Molecular function (GO): zinc ion binding; helicase activity
Source: RefSeq, a predicted model, not a curated record
AUGGCCAACCAGAAGAUCUGUCGCAAUUUCGCUCGAGAUGGAAAAUGCAGGUUUCGACCCUGCAAGUUUUCGCACGAUAUUCCCCGCGACAACAACCGGCAUGCGCCUCACCAAAAGACGAAGAGAGCCGAGCCACCAGCUCCCAGCGAGAGCGACUUUCGCGCCUGGAGACGACACCUGUGGGACCCCAACCGGGACUAUCCCUUGGGCCAUCGGCUGGGGACCUUUCUGCAGGAAGCACAACGCCUGAUCGAUCAAGAUGUCGGGGUGCAGCAAGAACGUAUGAAGGAGUUGAUUGACGAAAACAUCCUGACAACCCGGUCGCCUACACAGAAGUCGGCCAUCUUCACGCAGCAGGUGUUGCCUUUUCUAAGCAUCGUAACUCACCCUGGUGUGCGGGACUCCCUGGUCCUCGAACAGGCUGUUGGAACGAUUUAUGCGUUUCUCUACGGCUUCCUGGCAGACAUCCUAUCAUCCGACAAGCACCAGGUCAAGGAGACUCAGAUCGACUACCUCGAAAUGUCGCUUGCAUACAUCCAUGAGGGCCUCAAGCUGUUGGCCAACAGGUUCCAGUCCAUCAGCGCCCUGUUCAAGGUCAAGGUCUACAUGCAACGGAUCCUGCAUCGACUCAGUAUUGGCGCUGCACUCCCGAGCCUACCCUCAUCAUUCAUCGUCCACCACAUCUGCGACAUUCAGAUCCUGCCCACGUCUGAAGAGAUUCUAUCCCCUCAUACCGAAUAUCUGCCCGUGAAGGACCCUCGACAGUGGCAUAUCGGCGGUGUCGCUGGACUCCUGGAUCGCAACUUCCGAUUGCUCCGUGAAGACACGCUUCACCCCACAACUACAGCGCACCCAGGACGUACUUCCUUGUCUUUUGAUCGACACGCGGGGCUGCAAUUUGUGAUCCGGUUCCGUCAGCUGGCGCAGGUGCAGGGGCUGGGUGUCAAACAGCGUGAGGAAUGGUGGAACCAAUCUAAGCGCCUACAGAGUGGUGCCCUUGUAUGCCUAUUUGAUCAGCGUGGAGGAGACGUUCUCUUCUGUACGGUGGCUGAGCCGCCCAGGUUGCCGCCUGGCACCCCCAAGCCCAAGGACCCCCCUUCUCUCUGGAAGGAGAAGGAUGUCGCAACAGUCGCAUUGGAAUUCAUCGACCCUACAAACCAUCAUGUGCAGUUUGUUCUGGAUCGUUAUCGUCCGCGUGGCACCGUCUCACCGGUCACCCUGGUGGAGUUUCCCGGCAUUCUGCUACCAGCUUUUGCCCCAACAUUACGCGCGCUUCAGAAGAUGAAGCGCAGUGAAGACCUGCCGUUUGCGAAUCUGUUAGCUCCAGCGUCCUCCGAGAAUUGGGACCAAGUGACAGAAGUGCAUCCGCCGGCGUAUGCUCUCAAGCCCGGAUUCAAAUUCGAUCUUAGCUGCUUGAUGACUGACGCGACCGAGCUGCAUCUCCGUCCCGGCCAGGCUUUUGACAUGGAGACGUUCAAAGAUAAGUCCAUCUUGGACCCAGCUCAAGCCGUCGGCCUUAUAAACACCCUCCAACACCAAAUAGGGCUUAUCCAGGGCCCUCCCGGCACAGGGAAGAGUUAUACCGGAGUUGCCCUCAUCAAGGUGCUACUAGCCAAUGCGGCCAAAGCCAAAGCCAAUAUUGGCCCAAUCAUCUGUGUCUGUUAUACAAAUCAUGCCCUCGACCAGCUCCUAGAAGAGCUGCUAGAAAGGAAGAUUACCACACAGAUUGUUCGAAUUGGAUCGCGCUGCAAGUCGGAACGUGUGGAGCAACAUACCUUGAACAAACUAGUCCACAAGCCUCCGCAGACCAAAGUCGAGAAGAGUUCGAUCUAUCACCUCCAUGUCCAGCUCGAGGAGUGCCAAAGGGAAUUUGAUGGCCUACGAUUACAUUUCGAAGGGUCUGAGGGGAACUUGAAGUGGUUUCUUGAGCGCUACAACCCCAAGCACUAUCGCCAGCUUUUCAGCACCGAUGAGCAGGGAUGGAUAAGGCCCAAGUCAAAGAAGGGUAAUAACGCAUUCCACCAGUGGAUAAACAGAGGAUUCGAGUCGACGGAGAAGCCCCGAUCUAUCGGUGUCCUUGAAAAUAUAAAUCUUGAACACAUGAGUGUCAGAGAACGGCAAAUGGUCUACGAACACUGGCUCACGGAGAAUAGACGUCAGAAGCACGACAAAGCUAAGAUACUGGUCCAGGAACAACGAAGGAGCAAGGAAGAGAUGAAUGAUGUUCGACACGAGGUUGAUCUGCGAUGUCUCCGGCAGGCACAGGUUAUCGGGGUUACGACCAGUGGCCUCGCUCGGAACCUCAAAAUGCUUCGUCGCCUUCAGUCCAAGGUUGUGCUGUGCGAAGAGGCUGGAGAAGUAUUGGAGGCUCAUCUCCUAACAGCCCUUCUGCCUUCCGUCGAGCACGCCAUUCUCAUUGGGGACCACCAGCAACUCCGCCCGCAGAUCCAAGACUACAAUCUUUCUCGGGAGAACUACCGAGGUGGUGAGCAGUAUUCUCUGGAUCAAUCGUUGUUUGAGCGACUGGUGGAUCCUGGCGAGGACGGGUCAGGGGUGCGAAUGCCGUUUAGCACGUUGGAAACGCAGCGCAGAAUGCAUCCCUCUAUCGCACAGCUGGUCAGGGACACCUUGUACCCUCGCUUAGAAGAUGCUCCAUCGGUUUUGGAAUACCCGGAGGUAUGCGGGAUGCGCCAGAGGCUGUUCUGGUUUGAUCAUCAACACCCCGAAGCCGGCAAUUCCAGUACAGAUGCCGUGAACACCUCACACUGGAACGCGUUUGAGGUUGAGAUGACCACCGCACUAGUCGCUCACUUGAUCCGACAAGGCUGCUAUAGGGCGGGGGAAAUUGCUGUAUUGACCCCUUACCUGGGACAACUCCAUCGGCUCCGACGCCGGCUCAGCGAGUCGUUUUCCAUCGUCCUCGGCGAUCGUGACCAGGACGAUCUGGAGGCAGCGGGGUUGAAUGAAUCAGACGCAGAUACACAUGCUCCGGUGUCUCAGUCAACUGCACUACAGACCGUUCGUGCAGCCACCAUUGAUAACUUCCAGGGUGAGGAAGCCAAGGUUGUGGUGAUAUCGUUGGUCAGAAGCAAUGCCCAGAGACGCUGCGGGUUUCUGCGAACCUCAAACCGUAUCAACGUCCUGCUGUCCCGCGCAAAGCACGGCAUGUAUAUCAUAGGUAACGCUGCUACGUCCAUGGAUGUGCCGAUGUGGCGGCAAGUCGUGGAAAUCUUGAAGAGCAAAGACAACUUUGGAGCUCAGCUCAAAUUGCAAUGUCCACGCCAUCCAGAUUCCCCUAUUGCAGUUUCGGAGCCGGACCACUUCGUGCAAUUUUCUCCAGAGGGCGGUUGCAAUCAGCGUUGUGUCAACCGAUUGAAAUGCGGUCAUGCCUGUAAGCAGAAAUGCCAUUCGACACUGCUUCACAAUGCAGUCUAUUGCCAGGAACCCUGUCCACGACCUUUGAAGGGAUGCGAUCAUGCUUGCCCGAAGCACUGUGGCGAUAAGUGUCCUCAGCGAUGCCAGGUGACCGUCUUCGACGCCAACCGGCACCUUCCCUGUGGACAUGCUGCGGCGGAGCUUCCAUGUUGGCAGGCGCAGGAUCUUUCAGAGGUCAAGUGUCCAAUGCCCGUGGCGAAGCAGGUGCGAAGGUGCAAUCACACGGUGACAGUGCCCUGUCAUGUCGAUGUCGGGAUUUACACGUUCAAUUGUCCAGCGGUGUGUGGAGCCAUUCUUGCCUGCGGGCACCCUUGCCGACGCAAAUGCUGGCAGUGCACUCGGUAUGAGGCAGAGGAUAAGGUCCAAGUCACCACCCACGGGCGGUGCGAACAGCCGUGCGGUCGCAAAUACUCGGCAUGUGCACAUAGCUGUACUCGAAUCUGUCACGAGCCGGAGCCCUGUCCGCCAUGUGAGUCCCCCUGCGAUGUUCAUUGUGGCCACUCCCAGUGCCCCAACAAAUGCUGUGAGCCCUGCGUCCCCUGUGCCGAGACACGAUGUCCAUCGUCGUGCCCUCACGGUGCAUGUACGCUGCCCUGUGCGGCUCCUUGUGACAACGUUCCUUGUUCCAAGCGCUGCGAGAAACUUCUGGCUUGUGGCCACCAAUGUCCCUCUAUUUGUGGCGAGAUAUGCCCCCAAUCUUCGUUCUGUCAGAUAUGUGCUGCCCCGGAGGUCAAAGACCGCGUUGUUGACUUUAUCCUCGGUGAGGCCUAUCAUGAGAUAGAUCUCAACGAAAACCCCUGCAUCUUUCCUCGAUGCGGACAUUUCUUGACUAUGGAGAGUAUGGAUGGCCAGAUGGACAUGAAAGAACAAUACGAGCUGGAUGCAGACGGUAAGCCGGUUGCGAUCACCGCGUCAUCAAAGCCAUUUUCCGUCGAGGACGUCAAAAGAUGUGCCACCUGCCGAGGAUCUUUACGGGAUAUUUCUCGGUACGGUCGGCUGGUACGUCGGGCCAUGUUGGAUGAGGCCACAAAGAAGUUUAUUCUGUAUCUUAACAAUGAAUAUGUGCCCAUGGCUCAGGAACUGCCAAAGCUGAUUAUCGGGCUACCUGAAGCCAAGAAUUCGGCUGGGUCCUCGGCAAUGUUCCAAAUUGGCGAAGCCAUACGGAUCGAAGGCUCCGGUAGCCAACAAAUCAAACACUUGGGGGAUCUCAUGAAAAAGAACAAAAUCAGUCGCUGGGAUGAACUGGUCCGACUGAGGAAACGCAUGGUGAAGUACUAUUCCCGGGUCCAAGUGGAAGAGCAACCGUUCAGUCGCGUCCAGUACCUGGUGGAGCAUGCACGGCGAGUGAAAGAGGCCCAAGGGACGUUCAAGUUCAACGAAAGUGUGCUGCAAACGAAGGGUGUUUUGCUGGCGAGCGCGCUUCUCAUCCGACUGGACAUUGCACUGCUCGGCGACUUUCUCUCGCUUUACAACGCCGCAACUCCACUGGCGACCCGGUGCGAACUAUUCGUCAAUCUUCAGAAAAAUAUGGAUGACUGCCACGGCCUGAUUCAGCUUGCCAGCGAGCUGCAUCGAGUCGCCCAUCAAGUCGAGGGGUACGUCUUCCUUGCACAACUGUGCGCGCUGCAGCGAUCACACAUAAAAGAGAUAGCGGAUGCGGAGAGUCGGUUGGUUGAAGGACGGGAUGCCCUGGAUGCUGCCGAGCAACUUUGUAAGCAGUAUCCAGGCCAAACUCAGGGGUUAUCGGAAGAGAUUGAGAGCGCCAAGGCCAUGCUGAGAGGCUCGACUUUCUAUAGCGCCGUCUCCAACGAAGAACGCAUGGCGGUAAUUACGGCCAUGAACCGCGAAUUCAGAGGCACCGGACAUUGGUACUAUUGUCCAAACGGACACCCCUUUACGAUCGGCGAGUGUGGAGGUGCGAUGCAAGUCUCGACGUGUCCCGAGUGUGGUGCUCAGGUUGGGGGCCGGGGCCAUCAAACGGUCGACGGCGUUACGCGUGCGAACGACUUGGAAAACAGGGUUGCAAAUCUGACAAUUGGAUGAUGUGAGGUUAGACAAGGACGUACUUGAAGGUGUUGCGAGCACAGCUGUUGGCUUGUUGUCUUGUGUUGUUGAUGUGUCAACUUUGUAAUGUUGGUGCGUGAUAGGCUACAUAAUGCACAUAGAGGCAUAAAAUUCAGAAUUAAUUGCUUGUUGUUAUGUG